This is a messenger RNA of Epithele typhae, 975 nucleotides long. RefSeq lists its product as uncharacterized. The record is from RefSeq and is a predicted model, not a curated record. NCBI's taxonomy places the organism in Eukaryota, Fungi, Basidiomycota, Agaricomycetes, Polyporales, Epitheliaceae. Gene Ontology annotation, molecular function: flavin adenine dinucleotide binding; dihydrolipoyl dehydrogenase (NADH) activity. Bases 1 to 975 code for a protein of 324 amino acids. The transcript has 5 exons. Gene Ontology annotation, cellular component: mitochondrion; oxoglutarate dehydrogenase complex.
AUGAUAUCCUGUCAAGUUCCCGAGGUCGACCUCUUUCUUUCUUUCAUGCUCAUGCGAGCGGUCACUGGCUUAGUGAAGGGUACCAAGACCCUUUCCAAGCAAAACAAGGUCGACUACAUCAAGGGUGCCGGCUCGUUCGUCUCCACCACGAAGAUCGCCGCCACGCUCAACGAGGGGGCGAGGGCAAGAACAUCAUCAUUGCCACUAAUUCCAAGGUCGCACCUUCCCCCGGCAGCGUCAUCACCAUCGACGAGAAGCAGAUUGUCUCUUUUGCUGGCGUGCUCUCCUCAAGGACGUCCCCAGGAAGACAGUCGUCAUUGGCGGUGGUAUCAUUGGUCUGGGGAGCGUCUGGGUGCGCAGAUCACUGGUGUCGAGUUCCUUGGUGGUAUCAACGGUGCGGGUAUCGACGAGGAGAUUGCAUUCUGUCCGCUGAGAAGCGCGAAGGUGCACAUCCUCCCCUCCUUCGCAGCGGACGUCGUCCUUGUCACCGUCGGUUGCCGCCCGUACACCGAUGGUCCUAAUCUCGUCGCCGGCGGUGUCGAGGUCGACAGGAAGGGUCGCGUCGUGAUCGAUGGCCAGUUCAGCACCUCCGUCAAGGGCAUCCGCUGCAUUGGUGACGUCACCUUUGGGCCCAUGCUCGUGCGCGAGGCCGAGGAGGGCAUCGCCGCCAUCGAGCACCUCUCCAAGGGCCAUGGGCACGCCAAUUACGACGCGGUCGUGUGGGUGGGCAAGACCGAGAAGGAGCUCAAGGCGGACGGCGUCAACAUCGUCAAGUUCGUCACCAAGGCGGGGACGGGCUGGAUUCUGGAUGUUCGUGUCAUUAGCCCCAACGCGGACGAGAUGAUUGUGGAGGGCGCGCUCGCGCCCCAGUACGGUGCGAGUGCGGAGGACGUCGCGCGGACGACGCACGCUCACCCCACGUCCUCGGUGGCCUUCAUGAGGCGGCGAUGGCGACAGGCGCCCACUUCUGAUUAG